This is a messenger RNA of Paramormyrops kingsleyae, 2112 nucleotides long. It is a transcript of the gene alkbh8, whose product is annotated as alkB homolog 8, tRNA methyltransferase. The record is from RefSeq and is a predicted model, not a curated record. Gene Ontology annotation, cellular component: nucleus; cytoplasm. Gene Ontology annotation, molecular function: tRNA binding; S-adenosylmethionine-dependent methyltransferase activity; tRNA (5-carboxymethyluridine(34)-5-O)-methyltransferase activity. Gene Ontology annotation, biological process: tRNA wobble uridine modification; tRNA methylation. Lineage: Eukaryota; Metazoa; Chordata; Actinopteri; Osteoglossiformes; Mormyridae.
AUUAGGAGUAGCACCAUGGCAGCAAACUGCGGAGGGAGCGUGGAAACUGUCAAAAAGAAUAAAGAGGACAAAAAACGCCUUCGAAAGGAAAUAAAAGUUAGCCAUACGUUAUUGAGACAUGAAGGUAUUAAUACGGUGUCGUUUCCGACCAAGAAGCUGGCAGUGGCUAACGGGGGUCUCGGAAACGGCGUCUCUCGAGAGCAGCUCCUGGACGUGCUGGGGCGGUGCGGGCAUGUGGAGGCCCUGCUUAUGCCCCCCAACAAGCCCUAUGCAUUCGUCACCUACGGGACUGUCGAAGACGCCAGGCGAUGCCAGACGUCGCUCGGUGGCAGACAGCUUCAGUGCCAGGGACAAACUAUCACAUUAUACUUUUGUUUUGUGGAGAAAGUGGACUACAACGUCUACUCCAGCGCAGAACUUCCUCCUGGCCUCAAGGUGUGGGAGGACUUUGUUACGCCGGAAGAAGAGACUGGUCUCCUGGAAAGUUUGGACUGGGUGUCCCUUGAUAAUGAUGUCACUGCACAGAAGAGUCUGAAACACAGGAAAGUAAAGCAUUAUGGAUACGAGUUUCUGUAUGAGACCAAUAAUGUGGACAUAGACCAGCUGCUACCUGGUGGCCUCCCAGAUGCCUGUGACAUUGUGCUGGAAAAGUGCUUGAAGGAGAACAUAAUGAACAUUAAACCUGACCAGCUGACAGUCAACCAAUACCAGCCAGGACAAGGUAUCCCACCUCAUGUGGACACUCACUCUGCCUUUGAGGACACCAUCCUGUCGUUAAGUCUCGGAGCUAAGACGGUGAUGGACUUCCGGCACCCCGAUGGACGCUCAGUCGCCGUGUUGUUACCGAGGCGGAGCCUGCUGGUGAUGAAGGGCGAGUGCCGCUAUCUCUGGACGCAUGGAAUAACUCCCAGGAAACUUGACGUGGUUCCCGCAGUUGGCGGUCAGCGGCCGGGUGUGGUGACCUGUGACCCUCGUGACCUAACGCUGAGUCAGCGGGACACCAGGACCUCCUUCACCUUCCGCAAAGUCCGGCACACCCCAUGUGACUGUGCGUACCCGUCUGCCUGUGACAGCCAGCAGCCUCUGCAGGACCCCCCCGGGCCCCCCCUCCCUCGCAGCGACAUGGACGCCGCACACCUGGAGUCGCGGUUCGUGCACGCCGUGUACGAGGAGAUCGCGGGCCACUUCAGUGGCACCCGCCACUCACCCUGGCCGAGGGUGGCGGCUUUCCUGCGCUCGCUGGCCCCUGGUGCCCUGCUGCUCGACGCCGGCUGCGGGAAUGGGAAGUACCUGGGCCUCUGCCCGGGCGUGUUUGCGGUGGGCUGCGAUCGCAGCCAGAGCCUGACGCAGAUCUGUGGCGAGCGCGGCUUCCAGGCCUUCACGUGUGACGCGCUGGACGUCCCGCUGCGCAGCGACAUGUGCGACGCCUGCAUCUCCAUCGCCGUCAUCCACCACUUCUCCACACAGGUGAGAAGAGUGUCGGCCAUCAAGGAGCUGAUUCGCCUGCUGAAGCCAGGGGGGCGGGCCCUAAUCUCUGUGUGGGCGCUGGAGCAGGAGUACAACAAGCAGAGGUCCAAGUACCUGAAGAAGACGAAGGAGGAGAAUGUGUGUCCAGUGAAGGACCGCACCGCCACCCCGCCCCCCCAGGAGCGUUCUGGGAAAGGUCUCUCUUUGGUACAGAACGGUCAGACCACACUGAGUGUACACACCAACCGCACGACAUUCAGCUCUCAGGACCUGCUGGUGCCCUGGCACCUGAAGGGCGCGACACCGAAGAGCCCGGAACCACUGGCCCAUCUCACGGACAGCGUGACGGGGCCAACACCUGGCCCCAUUUUUCAUCGCUACUACCACGUCUUCUGUGAAGGAGAACUGGAGGACCUGUGCCGGAAGGUGGAGAAUGUGACCGUUCAGAGCAGCUACUAUGACCAAGGGAACUGGUGCGUAAUUUUGGAGAAGACUGAUGCAGUGGCAUCCAUGCGAGGAUCAGAAAAUGAGCUUUUGCCAUCUGACCCGUUAAUGGCAGCAAUGGCAAAAUAAAGUGCCGUUGUCGGUUUUACUGCAAAAUUUCGAUAAUGAAAUGAAAGAGGAUUAAUAAAAUUUGAAAUAUGA